AUGAUUUGGAAGCAGUCUUCUCUUCUGGCCCUGGCAGUAAUGUCAGCAAAUGCAUCUCCUGCACUGGUUGCUCGAGCUGGCCAGUGGAUUGUUGGCCUUGAACCGAUCCAGGCUGUCAUCACCCAGGAUGACGCAGGGGCGUUUAGCUUUCAGUGUCAGACCAAUGGCCAGACUGUUGUUACAGCUUCAAAGAUUGGCUUUUCCACCAGCCUAGGCGAUGUAGGACCGCAAUUUCAGUCAUGCACUGCCCUGGAACAAACGGAGGAGCUCGUCGUGUACACCACUCCGGUUGGUCGCACAACGUCUCGCUCGGCUACGUAUAGGACGCAAUCGUUCCAAUGCCAAACUACCGAUGCUAAGCACAUACAACUUGAUAUACGUGUCGGACGUGACGGAUGCGGAUUCCGAACCAAGGUCCCAGACGGUCAGUACCAGGUGACGGCAGAGUCUUCGUCGUGGACAUUUGCUCAGAAUGGAGCAACCUUUCUGAUGGAUGACCCUGAAAACACAUCAUACGAGGGCGAGUGGAUCCAAAGUGAUGUGGCCACGGGCCUUUCGGAUUCCAGGCGGGUGAUGAUGCCAUACCUCGCCGAUGUUGGGUCCGUAGCUUCUGACCAAUGGGUCCUCCUGAUUGAAGGUGAUAUCGACGGGCGUUGGCAAGGGUCCCAACUCUCACACUCGGAUGGGUCACUGAAUUACACCUUUUAUCUUGCUGAGGGCGGCGUCGUCGAGGUUCAGAAGGCGGUCUUCACACCCUGGCGCAUUGCUGUUGUUGGUGAUCUCCCCACACUUUAUAAGAGCCAUUUUGAUCAAGACAAUCACGAGCCCACCAACGUGACCGACCUGAGCUGGAUCAAGCCUGGAAACGUUGCGUGGCACUGGCUUCCAGAACCCGACGCGGUCCAUAACCUCACACGCCUGGAGGAAUAUGUUGAUGUUGCCGCUCUCGAAAAAUGGCCAUUCGUCCUGAUCGAUGAGGGCUGGAGCGAGGAUACUGUAACUAAGCUUGUCAACUACGCCGAGCUCCAGGGGAUCGGCGUUAUCAUCUGGUACCCUUCGAACCAGUGGAAUUCGACCUCUGACAUCGUUACUCACAUUGCAGACAUGAAGAGCUGGGGCGUCAAGGGCGCCAAGCUUGACUUUUUCUUGUCAGAUGUGCAAGCGAUGCAUGCGCAGCAAGACUCUAUUCUCUCACAAAUGGCUGAAGCCCAACUCAUGGUUAACUUUCAUGGCUGUCCGCCUCCGCGUGGCAUGCAGCGUCAGUGGCCUCAUUUGAUGACCGUUGAGGCUAUUAAAGGCGACGAACAUGAAAACUCCGCAUUCCGCCACACGGUCAUUCCCUUGACUAGAGGCCUCGUCGGAAGUAUGGACUUCACGCCCAGCCUCUACACCGCCGCAGGAAUAUCCUACAGCGACGAGCGACAACGCCAGCAGUUGGAACAGUGCUCUGUCGGAUGCGGUCUCGCCAAAGCCAUCGUUUUCGAGUCAGGCUGGCAGCAUCCAGGCGAAAGGCCUGAAGUCAUCAGGAGCUAUCCUCUCGCAGUCCGAAUGUACAAGGAGCUUCCUUCGUCCUGGCAAGACUCUGAUCUUCUCAGCGGCUCAUACCCAGGCAAGGCUAUAGUCGUCGGUCGCCGCUCCGAUACGCUGAACCGGCACUACUUUGCUGGAGUCUUCAAUGGCGCCGAGCAGACCUUUGAUUUGAAGCCGACAAAUCUACCUACAGGCAAAACCUUUGUCCUUGACGUAGUUCAUGACUCACCCGGCAAUGAUACUGACCGGACCGCGAUUGAUCGAACUAUUCACACUGAUGUUGAUUCGGGCUCGUCCAUUUCAAUUCCCAUCAAGAGCAAUGGAGGGUUUACGGCGAUUGCUUGCGAGACAGCUGGGGCCGACGGCGGCUGCCUGUUCGAGGCGUAA
Messenger RNA from Fusarium tjaetaba, 1917 nucleotides. Its product is annotated as glycoside hydrolase family 97. The record is from RefSeq and is a predicted model, not a curated record. The transcript has 3 exons. Gene Ontology annotation, molecular function: carbohydrate binding. The coding region runs from base 1 to 1917 and encodes 638 amino acids. Lineage: Eukaryota; Fungi; Ascomycota; Sordariomycetes; Hypocreales; Nectriaceae.